CUUCCACUUUCCCUCCUCGGUUGGGAGCAUGUUCUGUAGUUCUCAGAAAAACCGUCGUCGACGAAUCCGCGUGGAGAGGAACAAUUUUCUCCACGCAUUGCGGCGUUACAGAUAGAAUGUGCUCAUCUUCCACCUUCCCCAAUAUUUUUGGCAAAAGAAGAGAACUGCCCUCGAAUCCCUCCCUCUUCGUCGUCGAUCUCGCUGCUUAGGUUUCCGGCAAUGUCUUCGAGAGGGAGUUCCGGGGGCGAUGGUGGGUCAGUAUCGCUGGCGGCCCUCAUGAAGCGGGAGAAUUCGAUUGAGAAGAUGGAGAAGCCCGACAUCCUCUCCGGACUCGCUAGCCACUGCAAGAAGGGAGAGGACUUCGCAUUGCUCAAACCCGACUGUCAGCGUGUCCACGGGAAUUGCGUCAGCACCGUCUCUGUGUUUGGGAUAUUUGAUGGUCAUAAUGGAUCGGCUGCUGCUAUAUAUGCUAAGGAGAACCUUUUAAACAAUAUUUUGCGUGCCAUUCCUUCACAUAUUGAUAGAGAUAAAUGGCUAGCAGUUCUUCCCAGAGCUUUGGUUGCAGGGUUUGUUAAAACGGAUAAAGAUUUCCAAGAUAAAGCACAAACUUCUGGAACAACUGUUACAUUGGUAAUUAUAGAUGGGUGGGUAGUAACAGUAGCAUCAGUUGGAGAUUCCCGUUGUAUUCUGGAAUCUGAAGGUUCGCUUUAUGUUCUUUCGGCAGAUCACAGACUCGAUGUUAACGAAGAAGAGGUGGAGCGUAUUACUGCGAGUGGGGGUGAAGUUGGUAGACUGCAUGUUGCUGGUGGAGCGGAGAUUGGACCCCUCAGGUGCUGGCCAGGCGGCUUGUGUCUUUCAAGAUCAAUUGGAGACAUGGAUGUCGGUGAAUUCAUUGUACCUAUUCCUCAUGUGAAGCAAGUAAAUUUAUCAACUACAGGUGGUCGACUUAUUAUUUCGAGUGAUGGUGUAUGGGAUGCUUUAAGUUUUGAAUCAGUUUUGCGGUGUUGUCGUGGGCUUCCACCGGAUGCUGCAGCCAACCAAAUUGUUAAAGAAGCUGUUCAGUUUAAGGGACUAAGAGAUGAUACCACCUGUAUAGUUGUUGACAUAUUACCAUUAGAAAAAAUAUCUCCUCCUGUUGCACCUCCGAAGAAGCAAGGAAUGGGUGUAUUUAAGAAAAUGUUUCGCAAAAAGUCAUCUGAAUCAUCAUCUCAUCACUUCAAUGAAGAUUAUGCUGAGCAAGAUAUAUUUGAGGAACUGUUUGAAGAUGGCUCUGCGGUGCUUGCACAGAGGUUGGACUUGGAUUAUCCAAUAUGCACCAUAUUUGGUCUUUUUGCUUGCGCGGUUUGCCAGGUUGAUAUAAAACCUGGUGAGGGUAUUUCUGUGCAUGCAGGCUCAUCAAAAUCUGGAAGCAUCCAUCCCUGGGAUGGCCCGUUACUUUGCACAAGUUGUCAGGCUAAGAAAGAAGCCAUGGAAGGCAAAAGACCUUCAAGAGAUUCAUCUAAAAAGAAAGAUGGAAGUGAAUAGCCAGUUUUCCUUAUAAUUUGUGGUGUUCCAUUUUUAUAAGCACCCAAGCAGUUCUGCUGAGCUCGCAAAUGAGAUUUCUUCCACAUUACAUAAUCAACAAGGGAAUUAAGAUUCAGUUGUAACACCUGCUGCUUCCAGACGGCAUCAUUAGUAUAAAAUCACAAUUUUUUUUCCAGGCAGAAUGCUAAAAUUGGCAUUUUUAUGAUUCAGUAACUUCAGAUUUUUUGGGCUAGCAGAUUUUUAUAUUCCUUUGUGGAGCAAAGCCAUUUCAGCUUUAGGAAUGAAGGCUUUGAAUGAUUUAAUUGAUUUUAGAUUAAUUGUCAUGUAAAUGUAUCAUUUUAUAUAGGUAUAAGUGAGAGCAGAAUAAAUUUGUAUUAUUUUUAGUACUUGGCUUUCUUAAUGUCAAACUUACAAGAAAUGA
Messenger RNA from Phalaenopsis equestris, 1945 nucleotides. Its product is annotated as probable protein phosphatase 2C 12. Gene Ontology annotation, biological process: protein dephosphorylation. The transcript has 9 exons. Bases 220 to 1524 code for a protein of 434 amino acids. Gene Ontology annotation, molecular function: protein serine/threonine phosphatase activity. NCBI's taxonomy places the organism in Eukaryota, Viridiplantae, Streptophyta, Magnoliopsida, Asparagales, Orchidaceae. The record is from RefSeq and is a predicted model, not a curated record.